UGGUGACGAGGGGAGGCCGUUGGCCCCUCACCUUCCUGUGCUGGGCCUGUACGCUCCAGUCCUGCUGUGUGGCUCAGCCUGCUGCCCAGAGAUGGUGUCAUUGGAGGAUGUGGCUGUGAACUUCCCCUGGCAGGAGUGGGAAGACCUGAAUGAUGCUCAGAGGACCCUGUACCGGGAUGUGAUGCUGGAGACCUGCAGUCACCUGGUGUCCCUCUGGCAUUGUGUUAUCGAUCCUGAGGAGAGCAUCAGGUUGGAGAAGGGAGUACAGCCGUGGACUGUGGAGGAAGCCCCAAGCCAGAACCUCUCAGUCAUCUCUUCUCAUGGCAUCCAAGUCCUCAUGCCAUAGUAGGGCACAGAAGAUUUGCUUCCAGAUAUGGAACUGGGAGGAGAUGGAAUCUGUGCCUUUGAGAAUUUACAAUUAGUGGAAGACCAGACAUGCCAA
Talpa occidentalis (Iberian mole) is the source of this 442-nucleotide messenger RNA. RefSeq names its product zinc finger protein 809-like. Gene Ontology annotation, biological process: regulation of DNA-templated transcription. Lineage: Eukaryota; Metazoa; Chordata; Mammalia; Eulipotyphla; Talpidae. Bases 92 to 346 code for a protein of 84 amino acids. The record is from RefSeq and is a predicted model, not a curated record. The transcript is spliced from 4 exons.